AUGGAGCGUCUUCAAUCUAAAACAGACUACUAUUAUCUUAUGGACUUUUUAGGGAGAGGGGCUUUUGGAGAGGUGGUGAAGAGCAGGAAGGAGAACAGCGGGGAAAAUGUGGCUAUAAAAAUCCAUAAAAAUGAUGAUGACAAAAGGCAUGGAAUUUGGCAUGAGAUUAAGAUGCUAAAUGCCUUAAAAGAAGUGGACUCAGACAAAUGGAACAUCAUACGUUUCUAUGAACAUUUUCAUGACAGUGACACAUUUUAUCUGGUUUUUGAACUCCUGGAGCAAAGCCUUUAUGAUUAUCAGAAGCAAAACUCUUUUACACCGCUUCCCAUCAGACACAUCAGGACCAUAACAACUCAAGUCCUAAUAGCUUUAGGCAAGUUACAGGAACUUUCCAUCAUGCACACAGAUCUAAAACCAGAGAACAUAAUGCUGGUCAAUCAAACAAAAAAUCCCUUCAAGAUCAAACUUAUUGAUUUUGGUAAUGCAUGUAUUUCAAAGGAAGCCAAAUAUUUCAAACAACCCUAUAUGCAGACACGAUAUUACAGGUCUCCGGAAAUACUUCUGGGAUUGCCUUUUUCUUCCAAAAUUGACAUGUGGUCUCUUGGAUGUAUCAUUGGAGAAUUACAUACUGGAUGUCCUCUAUACCCAGGAGCCCAUGAAUACGAUCAAAUUCGCUACAUCUAUGACACCCAUGGAAUGCCCAAGAGCCAAUUGCUGACUGCAGGAGGCAAAACAUUCAACUUUUUUAAAAAGAUAAUUGAUAAAAAUGUCGGGAGCAAAUGGUCACUAAAAUCAGCAGAAGAGUACUGGUCUGAAACCAAAAUAAUACCUUAUGAAACAAGAAAAUAUGUUCUGAAAUCACUGGACCAGCUCAAAUUGAUCAAUGCUCAAUCUUCUUCAGAUAAUGACUUCAUGGCUGAAUAUUAUGACAAGGAGAACAUGGUCAGUUUGAUAAAGCAGAUGCUUACAUGGGAUUCCCAUGAAAGAAUAAGUCCUAACUUAGCCAUGAGACAUCCCUUUAUAUCUGUCAGAGAAAUAAAAAACAAACAUGAAAACACUUUCCAGAACUCAAUUGAAAUAGCAAAAAAACAAGACUUCAAUGUGUUCCCAGGCUAUCAGGCCCCUAAGCCUUCUCUGAAAAACAAUAUUGACCAAAUGGUCAAUGUUUGCAUUGAAGAUCCAAAAGAAGUAAAGAUCAACAUUUGGGAAGAGGAAACAGAGAUGAACAAAAUGCAAAAAAAUUGUUCAGCUCAUCAAGAUUGUUACAUAAUCUUUCCAGCUAGCAAUGCAGCUCAACAUUAUCAUAACCCAAGAGAUAAUCCAGUAACGGUGAAUAUAGAACAACAUGAUGCAAAACACUCAAAGGUCAAUCACAAGCCGGGUGAUUCCAAGCAGCUGCGUAACGAUGGAGCUUACAGCUAUAAAUCUGUGUCUGCAUUAGACAGGAUCAGAUUAUGUAUCAGAAACCUCACUAGCCGCAUAUUUUAA
Bombina bombina (fire-bellied toad) is the source of this 1488-nucleotide messenger RNA. Its product is annotated as homeodomain-interacting protein kinase 4-like. Bases 1 to 1488 code for a protein of 495 amino acids. The transcript has a single exon. Gene Ontology annotation, molecular function: protein tyrosine kinase activity; protein serine/threonine kinase activity; ATP binding. Gene Ontology annotation, biological process: peptidyl-threonine phosphorylation; peptidyl-serine phosphorylation. The record is from RefSeq and is a predicted model, not a curated record. Gene Ontology annotation, cellular component: nucleus; cytoplasm. Lineage: Eukaryota; Metazoa; Chordata; Amphibia; Anura; Bombinatoridae.